This is a messenger RNA of Gigantopelta aegis, 4794 nucleotides long. RefSeq lists its product as uncharacterized. Lineage: Eukaryota; Metazoa; Mollusca; Gastropoda; Neomphalida; Peltospiridae. The record is from RefSeq and is a predicted model, not a curated record. Bases 1567 to 3243 code for a protein of 558 amino acids. The transcript is spliced from 2 exons.
AUUGCGUGAUAUUUUUACAUUUAAAUUUACAUACAUUUUUUUUUUGUUCACGUCUGACUACGUGUCUUGUGAAAUAUAUAUUUAGUUUUUUGCUUUUGGAAAGAAAGAUAUUAAUAUCACGUCAGGCUGUAUUGCGUUGACGACGUAUUUCGAUCAACGCAAUAGUGACAUCGGUUCCAGUGACAACAGUUCCAGCGACUAUAGUUCCUUGAAAACAGUGGAAAAUUCUGAAUGAAUGUACAAUUGUGACGUCUGAUCAAGAGUUAAAACUGUCAAGUUCUAUAUCUGAUAUUUUGAUAUAAUUUUCACGUCUGACUUGAGUUCCAUUAACUGCGCUGCUUGGAAACAAUGAAAGAUUGGAUACAUAAUGCAAUCAUCUGCACAAAAGUAAUAACGAUAAGUUUCAUUCCUCAUAUUUAGAUAUAGUUUUCACGUCUGGUUGUUUCUCAGAUGAAUACGUUUUCAUAAAAACACGAUUCUGAAUAAGCAUACAAUGUUGACGUCUACACAAAAGUUAUAAAAGCUAACUUCAACAUUUGGCAGUGAUAGAGAAGGGAAUUAACAAGUCGGUUUUUGUUCAUAAUUGUAAGGGAUUGCCGUCCUGUCUGUGUGUUUCUUCCAACGACAAAGGUUUUUUUUUUUAUAGCAGUGGAAGAUUUGGAAUGCCAAUAUAAUUCUGUGUGAGUGUUUAAAGAUCAACAUAAUUUGUCUGUAUUGAAAUCUACACCGUUAAACGAUUCAGAAACUCCAGACAACUUCGAUUCUUGGUUGUGAAAAAGGAUUAAUUAACAAGUUGGUUUCUAUUCAUAAAUUCUUUUACUAAAGAUUACUUAAUCUUUGGAUACCUUGUUCACGUCUGCUUAUCUGACAAGCCCAACGUCGAUUUUUUUUUAGUUACAGACAUAUCGUAUACGUCUGUGUUACAAUGACAACGUCUUUUGGAAAUUGAAGAUUGAAUCUUUUAUUUAGAUUUUUUCAAAAAGGUUUUCUGAUCUUCGUGUAUAGUUUUCACGUCUGCCAAGGUGUCCCAGAAUACAUAGUUUCUGUAGUAUGAAAUGUUGAAAAUGAAGACGACUUUCUUUUACAUCUUAGUGCUAAUCUGAUUCCAAAGUACAGCUUUGACGUCGUCUGUACGGAAAAUCUCUUUUGCAUACUGUGUUUUUCAGCAAUAUUACACUACAUUUGUUUCAAAAUUAAGACCUGAAUUUUUGGGGUAAAAGUAAUGUUCUAUGAUAUAAAAUUACCUGUCUCUUGGAUUUUCAAAUGUUUUUUUCUUUUACCAGAGCCACCUGUAAGCUAAAAUGUGCAGUGGCAUAAAAUAGAUUUGGUGGAGUUUUUUGGAAGUUUGUAUAAAUAUAUAUUCUACAACUGGAGCUUUAAGUUUAAAAAUGCACUGAUAUAACGUUGAGGAAGUUAAUAUGUAUGCAUUCUACGUCUGGCGCCUAUAAGUUUACAAAUGCACUGAUAUACAACGUAGAGGAAGUGAGUAUAUAUGUAUUGUACUAACGAAGCUUGUAAGUUUAAAAAUGCACUGAUAUAACGUCGACUGGCUUCUCGGAUGUUUGUAUGUUUCGCAACAAUGCCUCCGUUUCAGUCCACCAUUCUCGGAUUCUCCUUUCACUGGCUCCCGUGAGCUUCAAUGUCAGCAAGUCUGGAAAUCCCAUCCUCCCGCUACCGGACUGGACUCGAGCGAAGCAGGAAUGGGGUUUCGGCUGGCAGGUGCACGUGUACGGGUUCGCUGCUCUCUUCUCCCUCGUCUCCCUGUCCUGCGCGCUCAUCUUCUGCCGAUUCUUCAAGAGGAUCCUGCGAUCGAAACUCGUGCUGAACACCGCCGGCCUGCUGUGCUUCGCCGGUCUCUUCCGCGCGUUCUUCUUGCUUCUCGACCCUUACGGAUUCCGGAAUCGUCUGUCUGAAGUCCUCGUUGGCGUCCUGUCUCAGGUCGUGUACCCUCUGCUCUGUGCUUCUUUCGGAGUCAUUCAGAUCAUGUUGCUGAAGCUGACGAAGCUGGAUGUCGGCAAAAGCAGACUCACGAACUCCACGUGCAUUCUUGCAUCGACUCUGUCCUACCUCUUCUGUAUCGUCAUAGCGGAGGUGAUAGUCUUCUACGAACCCAAGGCUAAGCUUCUCUUAGUGAUAGACAGCGGGUUCUUCAUAGUCCUGUCUCUGUAUCUGUGCAUCAGCUUCAUCUGCAAUGGGUUCAGACUGUCGCAGUACGCGUGCGAAACCAAACGCGUUCGUAAGGAGCUCGACACGUUUAACACCGCCAGAAAAUCCGUGGCUAACAUCAACAACAGCGUGUCCUCCAAUUCAUUAAGACUCUCGCGCCCGAAGCUGAAAGUCGCAGACGAGACGCAAAUGACGAUAACCAUCGCCACCGAUCUCGAUUCGUCAUCGUCCAACAACGACGAUCGGGAGCGGCCAAUUAAAACAACCAGGAGGCAAGUACGGAAAUUACCGAAACCAGCCCGAACGAAUCGGGAGGGUUCGGAGACGGAUCGGUCGGACUCGGAGGUUCUGUUAUCGGAAGACAGCGCGGUACCUUGGAAAACAAUAGAAUCGCGGGAAAUUCUAGAUCCUCUUCAAGUACUGGAACCUCUUGUGAAAUCUUCCACUUUUCCGCUUUUGGAAGACAACAGACUGCAUACGGACGAGGAUGAGCAGACGAUGCAACUGUUUCUGUUGGACAACAACCCAACAACAAAUGAAAACGCGCCAGACGUUACGACGGAAACUGGCGCCAAAACCGUUGUCCUCGAAAACGGCUAUAUGGCCGAUACCGAAGUCGUGUUCUAUUCUCCAAAAGCAAAGACCCGAAGCCACAGGCGGGUCUUCGACUACAGACCCAUGGCCGAGGAUGCGGAGGAGAGUACAGAUUUGGAGCGGAACAGCAGCAUGCUGUCUGUGAACUUCAGGACUAAACCCACGUCCAUAAGCCUGCUUAGAAUCCGCCAGAGCAAAAUGAUCCAGCGGACGGUGCAGAUGACCUACUUCAUCACGUUCCUCUACCUGUUCGCGUGCCUGUUGCAGCUGUACACUGUGUUCGGGGUGUACGGGGUAUUCAACACGUCCUACAAACCCGACCCCUGGCCAUGGUACACCUUCCAGUCACUGUACAGGUUCACGGAGUUUUCCAUCGCAAUGACGUCAACGGCCGUCGUGUACAUUAUUCUUCAUCACCGAGCCACCAGAGGGCGCAGAAAGCCUCACAUUCCUCGUGCGCAUGUGUCAGAUUGCGUGGUGUGACCGCAGACGCCAUUUUUUAAUUAUUCAUGGACGCGUUACGCUGCAGAAAAUACACAAACUUUAUGACGGCAUGAUGAUACCUGCUAUCGAGACAUGGAUCGAGACAUCUAUUAUUGAAGGUUGUUUAUGGUUGCGUGGCAACUAGGCAGUCCGUGGUUACGGAGCGAAACGACCAUCAUGAAAUGUUGGACAUAACUCGAUCGAUGCAAUUUUCAAGCAAGAGCUGAAUAGUGUGUACAAAAUAUUUCAGAAGUGUCGAGAAUACUGAGAUUAUUAAAGCUGCAAUAUCAGUUUGGGGGGAUGGGGGUUAAAGAGACAGUCCCGAGUUUGCUGCCUUUGUAAGAUGUUUCUGAUUAAUAAACUAUUUUAAGGAUUUAAAAUGACAUACUGAAUAUGAUUUCUUGUUUACAAUGGCAGUGGCUGGAUGUUGUCCAGUAGCCGAUGAUUGAUAAAUCAUUGUGCUCUAGUGGUGUCGUUAAACAAAAUAAACUUUGUCCGGAUGUUUUGUGAAACUGGUCUCUAUAUGUUACAGAGCGUAUCCAGAUAUAUAUUAGGAAAUAAAAGCAUAGCCCAGUGGUUAAGCGCUCGCUUGAUGCGCGGUCGGUUUGAGAUCGAUCCCUGUCGGUGAGUCCAGUGGGCUAUUUCUCGUCCCAGCCAGUGCACCACAACUUGGUCGUGGUAUGUGUUAUCCUGUCUUUGGGAUGGUGCAUAUGAAAGAUCCCUUGCUACUAUUAAAAAUGUACCGUGUUUCCUCUGAGACGUUAUGUCAAAAUUACCAAAUGUUGGCAUGCAAUAGCCGAUGAUUAAUAAUCAUUGUGCUCCAGUGGUGUCAUUAAACAAAACAAUCAAACUUUGUUUUUUGUAAGGAAUAAAAAUGGAAUUAAAUGCUUCCUUGACGACAUCUCCAUACGUUAAGGUAGCUAUAUCAAAUAAUAUCCGGCUGGGCCAACAUUCGAAGUGCACUCCGCUUUUAACAGCACUAGUUAAUACUACAGCUCGUAACUAUAACUCGCACAGUGUGAAUGCAUCUUUUUAUAUUCAUGAACUAUGGCGUUACUGUAAACUGAACAUAAUCUCCGUGUUGCUAAGCCUUAAGAAUACUGAGGUAAUAUUCAGCGUGCAGUAUCACGAUAGUCAUAUUUUUAUAUAGGUCAAUUGAUUUUCUUUAAAACAUUUCUGGACUUUUUAUUAUUAAUCUUUUGACUAUCUUACGUUUACGAUUUGGAGAGCGAAAAUAGACCUUACACAGAUUGCGGCGCCAUAAAUUAUAGAGAAACGUCAUUAACAUAUUUUCAUAUUCAUGAGCUUGACUUGGCAUCAUGAAAUAUUCUUGCCUCGACAACAUUGUUUAUACUAAUAUUAUUACAAUAGCAAGGAUUUCACCAACAAAUAGCUUUGAGUUGUAAUAUUUUGGUUGUUAGUAGCAGUUAUUAUAAUAUAUAUUUUUGGUGGUAUUUUAAAGGGACAGAGCCUAGUUUUUAAACACUAAGGCAUAUUUUUCACUAUUAGAGCCGUUUAUGAUCACUGAAAUCAAACUUUACUUAUAUUUUA